This is a messenger RNA of Oreochromis niloticus (Nile tilapia), 2268 nucleotides long. It is a transcript of the gene ankrd2, whose product is annotated as ankyrin repeat domain 2 (stretch responsive muscle). The record is from RefSeq and is a predicted model, not a curated record. Bases 7 to 915 code for a protein of 302 amino acids. Lineage: Eukaryota; Metazoa; Chordata; Actinopteri; Cichliformes; Cichlidae. The transcript is spliced from 9 exons. Gene Ontology annotation, biological process: protein K6-linked ubiquitination. Gene Ontology annotation, molecular function: protein binding; ubiquitin-protein transferase activity. Gene Ontology annotation, cellular component: BRCA1-BARD1 complex; BRCA1-A complex.
CCCACCAUGAAGUCACUGAAGUCACUGAAGCCAUCAAGCCACCGUGCCCAACAGCACUUCUCUAUAAGCUGGAUGGAAAAGGUUGCACAGUGGGCCGGUUUGAUGGACCAUGAGACAGGACAAGAAGAGAAAACCCAGGCAUUUGAGAGAACGGGGAGAAUCUCAUCGAACCUGUGCAGCGAGAGUUUGGACCUGAGUGCAGAACAGGAUAACUCAGAGCUGGGCAAAAGAAAAAAGAAGACCAAAAAAACAUUCAUGCCCAGGCUGUCUGUGGAAAUGCAAGUGAUAGAGCCUGUGGAUACUGCAGAAUUCAUGAAUGCAGCCAGUGAGUGCAAACUGGAUAUCAUAGACAGGUAUCUGGCAGAUGGUGGGAACCCAAACGCCCACGAUGAGCUGAAGAGGACAGCACUCCACCGCGCCUGCCUGGAAGGACAUGCUCCAGUUGUCCAAAUGCUUUUAGGAAAAGGAGCUGAUAUCAACUUAAAAGAUCAACUGGGCUCUAGGGCCAUACACUGGGCCUGCAGAGGGGGAAACCUGACGGUAGUCGAAGUCCUGAAGAGCCACGGGGCUGAUCUUAAUGUUAGAGAUAAGUUGCAUAGCACACCUCUGCAUGUUGCCACGAGAACAGGCCACACCUCUAUUGUGGAAUACCUGCUGUCUUGUGGGGCCUUAAUCAACUCCAGGGACAGGGAAGGUGACACAGCCCUGCACGAUGCAGUGCGUCUGAACAGAUACAAGAUAGUGAAGCUGCUCAUAGUUGCUGGAGCUGACACAAAAAUAAAAAAUCAUGAAGGACUGACAGCAGUGCAGCAGGUAAAACAAUGGCAGUUUGACAUCGUGGAGACCCUGCAGAGGCUCGAGAAACUGAGGAAGGUGGGAGUACUGUCGCCUGCUAACAACUCAGGGGAGGAGUGAACAGUGCAGCUGUGCAUCUGUGCAAGGAUCACCUCAGUUUACAUUGCAACUGAGUGGUUACAGUUCUGCGCAUUUAACUAAAAGCCAACAGAUAUCCCGGGAUUGUUGAGGCUCUCAGUGAGCUAAAAUCCACCUGGUUGAUGAUCCACCCUUGACUCAUAUUGUAUAUUAUUUCUAUAUCACUUUCUAUGAGUAUCUGCCUCAGGUUCUCUCUAUAUAAAUAUAUUCUGUACUUCUAUGUAGUGCUGUGUAAAUGAUAUUUGCAUCUGUGUUUCCAGGACGUUACUGUAAAACCUCUAAAUCAGUCUGAAAAUAUCAGUUGGGAAUUAACACUAACAUUAAAAAGUAUCUGCUUAUUUAAAACAGAAAGAAAGCAACUCACGAGUGAAGAAACAAAGCUAACCUCAGGAUUUUGAAACGAGGUUUAAAAGUGCUUAAUAUUGUUACAAACACUCUGAAUAUUUCACAUCUGAUUUGAGAUGCCUUUGAAAGUUAAAUAAAGCUGACAGAGAUAGGGACUGUGUAAAAGUUGUUUUUGAAUAUACAUUAGAGGUCCUUCUUUUAUUGAGCCAGUAGGCCAGGCCAGAGAACGCAUUAGCCCUGUGUUUGAGACGCCAGCUGACAGCAGCAGAGAUGAUGGGUAUGCCUCCCGCUAAAGUCAGAGAUUCAGCAGGAGCUCAGCAACAUAUUUUCCUUCUAUCAUCAGAGGCUCAAAUGUUCCUGAGGGACAUUUGUCAUUCACGCUGGGGAAACAAUUUGCUGCUCUGCUUAUACUGUAGUCUUUUAAGUACAGUAGCAUAUUCUAAAAAUAGCCGGCACAGCUUCCUAAACAAAUAUUGUGGUACUGCUGUAUUUCUCACAGUGCUGGUGUAAAAUGUUGUUUUUUCAUGUAUCACUGUGCUUAUUGUAGGCAGUGCAUCAGAUAAACGAUCACACACAGACACAUUUCCUGUUAAAAGCAAUGCUGUGUAACUGUCAGGGACACUGGGGAAAACAUACCACAAACAAUAGAAGGUUAUUCACACCGUGUGCAAGUGUUAUCGUUUUAUUUUGUCGACCUAAUCUUAGCAUGGCUUUUUCUAAUCUGUGUAUAUCAAAUGACAGUUUUAGAAAAGUGAUUGUUUUACUUUUUGAGGUUUAAUGUUCUCAGCUCCGUGUGAGUUGCAUGCUGCUUUGUUGCGAGUUAGGGCUGGAAUGAUGUACAGCGAGAAAGAGGGGGAUGGGGAAGCUGGAGGUUUUCCCUCUGUGUUGUUGCUAUGGUGGAACCAAAAUCCAGUGGAACCUGUUUGUGAGUGAAAUGCAAACAUCUCUCCCAUAAUUUACCCUUUACGUUAGAAUCCCUGAGAAGCUAUG